This is a messenger RNA of Colletotrichum phormii, 4112 nucleotides long. Its product is annotated as mitochondrial protein Pet127-domain-containing protein. The record is from RefSeq and is a predicted model, not a curated record. Gene Ontology annotation, cellular component: mitochondrial envelope; mitochondrion. Lineage: Eukaryota; Fungi; Ascomycota; Sordariomycetes; Glomerellales; Glomerellaceae. The transcript has a single exon. Gene Ontology annotation, biological process: mitochondrial RNA 5'-end processing. The coding region runs from base 9 to 3929 and encodes 1306 amino acids.
UCCCUCCAAUGCUUCGCGCAAACACCCUGCGCCUUCAGAGGCUCGGAACCUCCUACGUUUGUGCGUCCUGCCGGCCCUGCCUUUCAGCGCCAUGUCGAACACGACCCUCUUUCUUCCAGACCACCGCCCUGGCUGGCGACCGAGGCUAUAGGAGGAGUAUCUCGAACAAGAAGUCGACAGCAACGCCAGCCCCAAAAGACGAUGCGGAACCUAGCAACGAUGCAAUACCCGAGGCCGAGGCUGAUUCUGGGAAGGAUAAACAGGUCAAAGCUAAGGGCGGUUUGGAACCUAGGAAAGCGAAACCUAAGAGCGUUACUAAACCUCAGAGCGAUGCGAAGCCUGACGGUGAUGUGAAGCCUCAGAGCGAUGCGAAACCUCAGAGCGAUGCGAAACCCAAGGGUGGACGGACGGCAAAAUCGAUGAAACCAGCACUCAAGAAAACUGCUCCUAAAGCUCAACCGAAGGCCGGGUUAUCGUCAAGCAAGAAACCGCCAGCCAAUCAAGGAAAGCCCGCCGACAAAGAGAAGCCGGUCGACCCUCAAACAGCACCCGAGCCAGAGGUUAUAAAGCAGGUUUUUGAAUCUUUGAAGAAGCUUGAGCAAAGCUACGCCUCCAUCAAUAGCAGGCUGUCGAAUAUUCAUGAAGGCACCACGGGAGCGGCUGCCGCAGGAGCCAAAGUUGAUCCUGAGAAGAAGGGAGAACUGGACGCAUUUGUGGCGAAACAGAGCGACAGGUUGGGUGGGAAGCUCAAGGUGAUUUCUGGUACCCUGGAUGUCUUGAAGAGCGUCUUGCGCUCCCAGUCAAUCCCGUUAGACCACCUCGCAAAGAGGCCGAGUACCACGAAAUCGUCGGGCACCACAUCAGAUAAAGCUUCUGAGAGCAAAGCUCAUCCAGCUCGGCGUAACAAGGAAACUCCGAAUAGGCGUGAGGAUAUUCGGAUGAGAGUGCGAAAGGUGCUGCUUGGCGAGGAGCGAAAGCCGAUACCCGAAGAACCAAUGAAAGUCGCGUGGACAUCACUUGAAAAUCGCCUUACGACUCCAGUGGGUUUGGCGGCAGCGGCUGCUGGUGCAUCAGCUCUCGGCGCAGCAAGGUCUGCCGCCGAUACAGCUCCCGACGAAGCGGCUGCCGACGAGACAGCUCCCGACGACAGCGAACAACCCCCACCCAAGCCCAAGAGGCUCAAGAAGUCCGAGAAGCCUCUUGUCAAUGUCAAGAGGGUGAAGGCGGAGAGUCUUCACUUAGUGCCCAUCGAAUUACCAGACGCUCCUGAGGUGCCGAAACUCGCGUAUGGACUGGACAGAGUCUUGUUCAACCCUGGAGUAUACCAUAUGCAGGACCCCCGCUCGCGAGUCUUCAACUUUGAUCCUUACCUCGGCGAUAUUAUGCCGAUCAACGAGUUUGACUUCGAUGCGCUCCAGAAAUACGUCACCUCUUCAAAGGAUAACACCUUGAUCUCACUUGCAGCCAAGCUGGGUAGGAAGUACACCGGCUCAACGUCCAGCAUGACCCAGACGUUGUCCCAUUUUCACUUCUUGCUUUCUGCGUGGCGGCCUAUCAACCCUGAAAACAUGAGUCGUCAGUUCACGCCCGAGUAUUCGAGCUUUACUGCUAUCUCUCGUGCGCCAGCUGCCUCCUUCCUCCAUUUCAAUGAAGGUGUGUACGCGAUCGAUGCCGACAAGGAGUACGACAGUGCCAGUAUCUUGAGCAUGCUCGGAAAGUCAAUGGAGAAGCAAUUGACGCUGCCGAGAGAGGAGUUCGAAAAGUAUCGCCGUGCCAACUCCGACCAAAUCACCGAGGAGGAGCGCAAUGCCGCCGAGGCCUUCCAUUACACCACCAUGGGCGACUUCCUCAUGCGUUCUCAACUGGAUGCGUAUGAUCCACGGUUACCAGGAUCUGGAAUGUUUGAUCUGAAGACAAGAGCUGUAGUCUCAAUUCGCAUGGACGCCCAGGGAUUCCACAAGGGACUUGGCUAUGAGAUCCGCCGCCGUUACGGCCAGUGGGAGUCUUUUGAGCGCGAGUACUUCGACAUGAUCAGAUCUGCGUUCCUCAAGUAUUCCCUGCAAGUACGGAUGGGCCGUAUGGAUGGCAUCUUCGUCGCCUUCCAUAACACACAACGCAUCUUCGGUUUCCAGUACAUCCCCAUUAAUGAGAUGGACCAAGCCAUUCACGGAUCCUAUGCUCGAAAUGUCGGAGACAAUGAAUUCAAGCUCAGCCUCUAUCUUCUCAACAAGGUCCUGGACCGCGCGACAGAACGAUUCCCUGGCCGAUCCAUCCGACUUCAUGUGGAGACGCGACCUAGUGACCCUCCUUUCAUGUACGUUUUUGCGAAACCUGUUACAAAGGAAGACAUCGACAAGGUCCAAACGCGCAACCAAGCCGCCGUCAAAGAGUUUGAGGAGCAGAUCCUUGGUAUGGCCUCACAGGAGUCGUCGGCGGAACAUGAAGCGCAAGAGACGGAAGUCGAACAACCAGUUGGUCAAGAGGAAGACGAGGAGGCUGUCGGCGUCGAUGGGUCCAGUACUGAGUCUAGUAACCAAGUGUGGCAGACGCAAGAAUUCUGGGAAGAAAUGCAGGAGAAGGUCAAUGAGGCAGUGGAAGACGAUGCCCUCGGCAUUGGCCAUGUUCGGGAGGCAAUCCACGACGCGCUGGAGCAGAGCGCAUUGCUAAAGGCGAGGACACCUGAAGAAGCUCGCUGGUAUGUCGACGGCCUCUUGGAGGCACUUACUCGCAACCAAGUGAGCGAGGCGCAGGACAACGAUGGAAAGGAUAACCAGACAGAUGCGAUGUCUGCAAGCGAGUUUAGCACUACCUCGGCCGACGACGCUCAAGCUGGUGAAUCGAACACAGCACAAGAAGCUGUGCCAAUCGCUGGCGAGGAAACAGAGUCGGCCCAAGAGACAGACGCGGAGUCAUCGCCAGAGACAGGGGUGCGCAGCUCUCGGAAUCUUGGCCUGAAAGAGUUGAUUCUCCGGGUUGCUUCGAAUGUCGAUGAGAAUGUCGAUGAGAAUGUCGAUGUGGACGAAACCGACAUUCCUAAAGAUGACACUGCUUCUGACGUCUCCAAACUCCGAACCUUCGAGCGUAUUCUCUCUAAGCUGGUUGCCGAGUCGAAGCAGUCGGAAAUCAAGACGACACCUCCGGCCUCAAACAUGGAGGAAGCAACGGCUGAGAUUCUUGAGAAUGUUGCCCCCAGUGCCAGCCAGACGGCAACCUCCAAUGAGUCUCCCGAGGAUGUUGACGGCAAAGCCCAGGAAGAAGACGACACACCUGAGCUUGAUAUCGUCGAUAACGAGCUCCUCGGAAUGGUCCUGACCGUGCGGAACAAGGUUAAUGGGCAAUACGUCUCUCGCCCCGACCCCCUGGCUCCGUCAUCGUCCUGGAACGUGGAGUAUUCUAUUGAAGAACUUCCUGCGGGCCGCGCCGAGGCCCUGUAUAAAGCACUACAGACGCGACGCAGAAAGGUGCUCUCAAACGACAGAAAUGCCAACCGGCCGGAUCCGUGGUACCAUAUGUUUUCGGGCAAGUUGGAGCAGAUGAGUAAGAGGGGCAGGAGAUACCGGCAGAAGGUGGAAGAGAAGGCCCGGGAGAACCCGGUUCACAUCUUCGGUAUGGACGAUCCCGUAACUUAUGAUGAGGCUUUCGGGCACAGGGCGCAGUGGAAGACAAUAUCCUGGGACCAAUCGACAGACGAGUUGCGAGAAGACGAUCUUGAUGAGAAGGCUUUGAAGGAGGAUUUCUUCCAGGAGGACGACUUGACCGAGGCCGAGCUGCGGGAGGUCGAGCUCAAUGAGGAGGAGUUAAAUCUGGAAUCGAAUGAGGACGAACUGAAGGAGGUGGAACUCCAAGAGGACGCUCUGGAGGAGAAUAAGCCGCAAGAGGGCGAGCUAAAGAAGGAAGAGCUGCAAGAGGACAAGCCGCGAGACUCAUAAAAGGGGCUAUCGUGGACUUGGGGCUGUAUGAUAAUUGUGUACCUACCAUUUGUAAUACAUGUACAAAAAGGGCGAGAGCGAAUCUGGAAUGAAGUAGCUAUUCUUCUCUCAGAAUUUUCCUCUACUUGAUAAGUUUACAUCUACGUAUGCCUGGCUGCCGACGCGGUGCCACAUGGUUUGCAU